ACGAGGAACGUAGGAAAAACCGAAAAAGCAAAUCUUAUAAAACAUUGACAACCCACCAUCGAUGGUCAAAAACAUCGAACAUGCCUACUAUCGAUGCUUAUACCUAGUCGAAAGGAACUUAGCUUUACAGCGGCGUUUUCAGAAGUUAGGACCCAUGUUGCCGGUAUUUGUUUGGGUUACGUUUCAUCAACGCUGAUCAACCUUACUGUUUUUUUUACUCAAGGAUGGAUGCCGAUCUUUACGACGAGUUUGGCAACUACAUCGGGCCGGAGUUGGAAUCGGACGACGACGACGAUGACGAUUUCCAGGAGCGUGAGCCCGAAGGAAGGGACUACGACGAUGAAGGAGCGGAAAUGGAAGACGGCACCGAAGAAAUGGAAAACAACACGAUGCAGAUCGUUCUGCACGAAGACAAACGUUAUUAUCCAUCAGCUGCGGAAGUGUUCGGACCGGACGUUGAGACGAUAGUACACGAGGAGGACGACCAGGCUCUCACAGUCCCUUUGGUGGCUCCGGUGAAAAAAAAGAAGUUUCAAGUCAAGGAACAAGACUUGCCUGACACCAUCUACAGCAUGGAAUUUUUAGCUGAUAUGAUGGACACUACACCUUUGAUUCGUAAUGUCUGCCUUGUGGGGCAAUUGCACAGUGGAAAGACGACAUUAAUGGAUUGUUUUGUCAAACAAACCCAUCCUGGAUUUAAACAAAUGGCCGUUGAAGGCAAUUUGAGAUACACCGACACUCUUUUUACUGAGCAGGAAAGGGGUGUUAGCAUCAAAGCAACACCUCUUACUCUACUUCUUUCUGAUAUUAAAGGAAAAUCGUAUCUUAUGAAUAUUUUCGAUACACCAGGACAUGUAAAUUUCUCCGAUGAGGUCACUGCGGCUAUGAGAAUGUGCGAUGGUGCAGUGAUAUUUGUGGAUGCUGCUGAAGGUGUCAUGUUAAACACAGAUCGACUUAUAAAACAUGCUAUCCAGGAAAAGAUGGCAGUCACUCUUUGUGUCAACAAAAUCGAUAGAUUAAUUCUAGAGCUGAAACUUCCACCGCAAGAUGCCUAUUAUAAAAUCAGGCAUAUUAUCGAUGAAGUCAAUGGACUUAUUACGAUGUAUUCUGAGGAAGGUAAAGCAAACAUCGUUUCACCUAUUGCCGGAAAUGUAUGCUUUGCAUCGUCGCAAUAUAACAUUUGUUUUACUCUGAGGUCGUUUGCCUACUUGUACUCUCAAACGUAUGAUGGUGUGAAUGUAAAAGAGUUUUCUCGUAGACUGUGGGGUGACAUUUAUUUCAAUACUAAAACGAGAAAAUUUUCCAAAAAGCCUCCUCAUGGAACAGCACAAAGGAGUUUCGUUGAAUUUAUUUUAGAACCCCUCUAUAAAAUAUUUGCCCAGGUUGUUGGUGAUGUUGAUAGCACACUCCCUAAAGUGUUGGAUGAGUUAGGAAUCCGUCUGACCAAAGAGGAAAUGAAAAUCAACAUAAAACCAUUGCUUACACUUGUGUUUUCCAAAUUUUUUAGUGACUUGGGUGGUUUUGUUGAUAUGUGUGUCGAACACAUUCCCUCUCCUUGUGCAAACGCCAAGAACAAAGUCGAGCACAUUUAUACAGGGCCGACAGACAGUAAAAUCGUUAAAGAUAUGUUUAAUUGCAAUGCUGAAGGUCGUCUGAUGGUACACAGUACAAAAAUGUACCCCACUGAUGACUGUACCUUUUUUCAAGUGUGUGGAAGAGUUAUGUCAGGAACGUUGUACGCUGGUCAAGAAGUUAGAGUCCUUGGGGAAAAUUAUACUCUAAAUGACGAAGAAGAUUCGAGGAUUCUAACUGUUGGGAGAUUAUGGAUAUACGAAGCCAGAUAUAAGGUGGAAGUAAAUAGAGUACCAGCAGGAAAUUGGGUUCUAAUUGAAGGUAUCGAUCAGUGUAUAGUCAAAACAUCAACAAUUACAGACCUUGUUCUCAAUGAGGAUGUGUAUAUAUUUAAACCGUUGAAAUUCAAUACCCAGUCUGUUAUAAAAAUUGCAGUUGAACCUGUAAACCCAUCGGAACUCCCGAAAAUGUUAGAUGGUCUCAGGAAAGUCAACAAAUCUUAUCCACUUUUGGCAACAAAAGUUGAAGAAUCUGGUGAACACGUCGUACUCGGUACCGGGGAGCUUUAUCUAGACUGUGUUAUGCAUGAUCUAAGGAACAUGUACUCUGAAAUUGAUAUAAAAGUAGCUGAUCCCGUAGUUAGUUUCUGUGAAACUGUAGUUGAGACGUCAUCGCUCAAAUGUUUUGCUGAAACACCAAACAAGAGGAAUAAAAUUACCAUGAUUUCUGAACCUUUGGAAAAAGGCUUGGCUGAAGACAUUGAAAAUCAAGUUGUUAACAUUAAUUGGAACAGAAAGCGUCUUGGAGAAUUCUUUCAAACCAAAUAUGAUUGGGAUUUACUCGCUGCGAGAUCUAUUUGGGCAUUCGGGCCUGACAGCACAGGACCGAAUAUUUUAGUAGAUGACACUCUUCCGUCUGAAGUCGACAAGACUUUAUUAGGAUCGGUUAAAGAUUCCAUAAUUCAGGGCUUCCAGUGGGGUACAAGGGAAGGUCCGUUAUGCGAAGAACCAAUUAGAAAUGUUAAAUUUAAAAUUCUCGAUGCUGUUAUUGCUCCUGAGCCACUUCACCGUGGUGGUGGUCAGAUUAUUCCCACUGCAAGAAGAGUAGCUUAUUCUGCUUUCUUGAUGGCUACUCCAAGAUUAAUGGAACCAUAUCUCUUCGUUGAAGUGCAAGCUCCAGCAGACUGUGUUUCUGCUGUAUACACAGUACUUGCAAAACGAAGAGGUCAUGUAACGCAAGAUGCCCCAGUGCCAGGUUCACCAUUGUACAUCAUAAAAGCCUUUAUACCGGCCAUUGAUUCAUUUGGUUUUGAAACAGAUUUGAGGACACACACGCAAGGACAGGCAUUUUGCCUUUCUGUAUUCCACCAUUGGCAGAUUGUUCCUGGUGAUCCUUUGGACAAAAGCAUCGUUAUCCGCCCUUUGGAGCCCCAACCUCCGACCCAUCUUGCUAGGGAGUUUAUGAUUAAGACAAGACGAAGGAAAGGUCUGAGUGAAGACGUUUCCAUUAACAAAUUCUUUGAUGAUCCUAUGUUGCUCGAAUUGGCUAGACAGGAUGUGAUGUUUAAUUAUCCAAUUUAAACUACAUAUACAACUACAAAUGUUUUGUAAAUAAAUAAUUAUUACUUACCAUUUUUAA
This is a messenger RNA of Cimex lectularius (bed bug), 3210 nucleotides long. Its product is annotated as 116 kDa U5 small nuclear ribonucleoprotein component. NCBI's taxonomy places the organism in Eukaryota, Metazoa, Arthropoda, Insecta, Hemiptera, Cimicidae. Gene Ontology annotation, molecular function: GTP binding; U5 snRNA binding; translation elongation factor activity. Gene Ontology annotation, biological process: mRNA splicing, via spliceosome. The transcript is spliced from 19 exons. Gene Ontology annotation, cellular component: U4/U6 x U5 tri-snRNP complex; U2-type catalytic step 2 spliceosome; cytosol. The record is from RefSeq and is a predicted model, not a curated record. The coding region runs from base 225 to 3152 and encodes 975 amino acids.